Messenger RNA from Oncorhynchus nerka (sockeye salmon), 2162 nucleotides. It is a transcript of the gene nkapd1, whose product is annotated as NKAP domain containing 1. The transcript is spliced from 6 exons. The record is from RefSeq and is a predicted model, not a curated record. Lineage: Eukaryota; Metazoa; Chordata; Actinopteri; Salmoniformes; Salmonidae. The coding region runs from base 95 to 829 and encodes 244 amino acids.
UACGCAUGUGGUUCAUCUGCUACACGCCACAGACAGGGAAGUCAGCUGUUUGUGUGGUUUUAAUCGUAAACGUUAAAGAUCGAACGGUGUCAUCAUGUCCAGGGUGCCGAUGGGCAAGGUGUUGCUGCGAAAUGUUAUUCGUCACACAGAUGCCCACAACAAGAUCCAAGAGGAGUCAGAAAUGUGGAAGUUGAGGUGGAUGGAGAAGGGUCCGUCCACCAGCCACAGACCGAUGCCACCAUCUUCAAAUCCAUCCAGGAGUCACAUGCACUGUGAUCGCGUGGAGGAUGGGUCUGUAGAUAGACUGGGAGACCGGCUGCGGAGAAGAGAACACAGCUCUGGCCAGGACGAGAGGGAGGCACGCUACUGGACCAAGGAACUCUAUGACUUCGAAGCCAAUGAUCCAGACAGAUGGGGACACAGCGGUUUUAAGGAGCUAUACCCAGAGGAGUUUAAAAGUGACUGGGAAAGAGACCGUGGUGAUGAUCAGAAUGGGCAUUGCAGAAAGAAAAAGACUAAGUCCAGACUUAAAACAGCCAAAUCAAAACAUCUGAAGAAGUCCUCCAAGAAGAAGAAGAAGAAGAAGAAAGAGGAAAAUAGGACCGGUGAGUCAGAUGGUGAGUCUAGCAGUGACAGUGUCAAACAGAAGAGGAAGAGCAAACAUAAGAGGAAAAAGAGUGAGAGAGAGGAGGAGAGCAGCUCAGAGGAGAGAGGGAGGAGGAGGAAACGACAGAUGGACUCCCACAGAGACUCAGGACCAGAGUCACACAAGAAGAGGAAAAACUGGAAAGCAGGAGCGGACAAAUCAGAGGACAGUUCUGAUGAUUGAACCUUUUUCCAUUGGCAGCCAGUAACCUGUAACUUCAUACUGCUCCCUUUCAGUUGCCUAUCUCAAAGCUUUCACAGUUACACCCCACUUCCACUUGAGUCCAAUGUUUCCCACUAGAUUUCUUGUGAACAUGGCCAUCACCAUAGCUAGAUAAGUUUGUGAUUUAUCCAAUGACAAGACAACUGAGGAAUUGGCUAAAGAACAAAUACAACUUUUGAACAGACCUACUGGCAGGGGAAAGCAUAUUGUUCUUCGCUUUACACCUUUCCUCUGCAAUACUCUUUUGUGUUGUACUUCUUUCUGUGUACUGCUGAGCACAAACCUGUGUUUUCCUCCCCUUGGGCAUUCUUCACAGUAAUACCUCACCUCUUCUGUUACUGGUUCUGCUCCGGCUGCAGUGCUCAGAUAGUGAGCUGACACUGCACAAAUAUGGACUCAGAAAAGCCACCUCAUGACAAACUGACUGUAGAGCCAUGUCUCAUAGUUAGUGUCCAGGCUUUACUUUAGCUGUUAUAUUAUGGAAAAUUUACAUUUUAUGCAGAUUUCCCGACCAAUUAUGACAAUCUCUUCUGCUUUUUUUUUAUUCAGUAUUUAUUUUUUAAAACUUUUGUAAUGGUAGUCAGGAUUUCAUGGAAUGUCAGGACAACAUUGAAAAUAAAAUGCAUAUUUGUUUGUAAAAAUUUACUCUGGUUAUCACACCACACAUUUAGACAUAUCACAUACAUCUCAUGUAUGGUUUUGAAUACAGGAUAUCUACAUGACUAUCAUUCACUAUUCUCAGUAGGCCUAUAGCCGUUCUAUUCCAUGACCAUGUAUAUUACUCUUUAUGCAUCCAAUUCUACAUUAAAUAUUGCUUCCAUAUGGCCCUUUGGUUGAAUCCUUCAUGUGUACCAUGUACAAUAGAACAUUGUGUUAAUGGUGUACGGUUUCCCUCUAGUGUUCAGUUUCUACAGUACUCACUGUAGAUUCAAUGUGCAAGAAAAUGGAAUAGAUUAACACUGAAUGAGUGUCUACAUUUCUAUAUAAAUUAUUUUAAUAAGAGACCUGCUGAAAAAGGUGCUAUUGUCUAAACCAGGUUUGAAUUUCAUUCAACGUAGAGAGCAGGCCACUGCUAGAAAGUAUAUUUUCAAUGUCAUUCCUUUCUAGUCAUCACUCUGUACAAGGUUAAUUUAUUAUUUAGUGAAAGGGCUAGAAGGCCUACAGUAUCUACUAUCCUAAUGUUAUCUAUGGUCUGUUGUCUUCACCUGGUGGCUCAACCAGUGUAGUACACCCUGAGGAUUUAUUUGCUCAUGGCUUCUUUUUCAGAAUAAAGAAUUUAUUUGCGACAAAACGA